This is a messenger RNA of Fusarium tjaetaba, 777 nucleotides long. Its product is annotated as Ammonia transport outward 2. Gene Ontology annotation, cellular component: plasma membrane. Gene Ontology annotation, molecular function: acetate transmembrane transporter activity. The coding region runs from base 1 to 777 and encodes 258 amino acids. The transcript has 4 exons. The record is from RefSeq and is a predicted model, not a curated record. NCBI's taxonomy places the organism in Eukaryota, Fungi, Ascomycota, Sordariomycetes, Hypocreales, Nectriaceae.
AUGUCAUCCGCACGAACAGAAGUGGACCGAUCGAGUGGAGACAAAGAUGCAGCUUUCUGGUCCGCACAAGAGGAUGGCCCUGAGACAAAGCCUUGUGGUAUAGCCCAACGAGAAGCUGCUCGACAAAAGGAUAUUGAAUUCCGCCAAAGGUUUGGUGAUGCUGGUCCCCUUGGUCUCUCUGGCUUUGCCUUUGCGACGUUCUUGACAGCCUUGGUCAACCUCAAUGUACACGGCGUGACUAUUCCAAAUAUUGUCAUUGGACCAGCUCUGGCUUAUGGAGGUCUUGCUCAAUUACUUUCUGGCAUGUGGGAUAUCGCCAAUGGCAAUACAGUCAGCGCCACUAUUGCCUGCUCGUAUGGCUGUUUCUGGAUCUCUUACGCCAUUGGUAUGAUUCCCAGCUUUAACGUCAGGGACGCUUACCCCAGCCUUGCCGACUACAACCACGCCAAUGGGCUCUUUCUUAUGGGAUUCUUCAUCUUCUCAGUGGCCAUAACGCUAUGCUCAAUGAAGUCGAAUGUCUUUUCUCUGACGCUUUGCCUUCUUGUCAACUGCACCUGGCUCUUGCUCGGGGUGGCUAACCUCUGGACUGAAGAGUCAGGAGCUCCCAAUAACGUACUACUCAAGUGCGGCGGCGUGACUGGCUUGUUGGUUUCAUUCACGGCAUGGUACCUUAUGUAUGAGGGUUUGGCAAAUAGACAGAAUAGCUUUGUUCUGCCACCGAAUCCUGAUCUUCCGUGGAAUCCAAGCCGUAGAUCCCAUGGCUCACAUGUAAACUAG